AUGAUUAUUGCCACAGAUACUCAUCGGGCCCUCCAGGCCAUGGAGCGCUUACAGACAAAACUUCGGGAUCGAGGUGACAUUGCAAAUGAGGAGAAACUGAGCCUAUUAAAAUCAGUGCUGCAGAGUCCCCUUUUUAAUCAAAUUCUGAGCCUUCAGACUUCUGUUCAACAACUGAGAGAUCAGGUAAAUAUUACUCCUUCCAUACAUUCCAGUGGUGAAUUCCCUCAGCUUCUCCAUCAUGGUGUAAACAUGGGGUCCUUGCCACUUAAUGAGUCAUAUUUGUUGGCUCAGCAGAAUGGCAACCCAGCUAAUGUGUUAGAAACAUCAAUGAGAUCCAUUACUCCUCAGAUUAAUGGCAAAUUCUCUAGUGAUGACUUCGAGCAGCUGAUCAGAAACAUGUCCCAGGGUCGUCUUGUUGAGAUAAUUGACCUUAUUAAACCUCUAAGUGGUGGUCUGGGCUUCAGUGUUGUGGGACUCAAGAGUGAAAACAGGGGAGAACUAGGAAUAUUUGUGCAAGAAAUCCAGGAGGGAAGUGUGGCACAUAGAGAUGGAAAGCUGAAGGAAGCAGAUCAAAUCCUUGCUAUUAACGGACAAGCUCUUGAUCAGACAAUUACACAUCAACAGGCUAUCAGCAUUUUGCAGAAGGCAAAAGAUAAUGUCCAGCUAGUUGUGGCUAGAGGCACUUUUCCUCAGAUCAUCAGUCCUGUAGUCUCCCGGUCUCCAUCUGCUGCUAGCACAGUUUCAGCCCAUUCCAACCCGGUUCACUGGCAGCAUGUGGAGACCAUAGAGCUGGUCAAUGAUGGCUCAGGUCUGGGAUUUGGGAUAGUGGGAGGAAAGUCAACUGGCGUGAUUGUUAAAACCAUCCUUCCAGGAGGGGUGGCCGAUCAGCAUGGAAGACUGUGUAGUGGAGAUCACAUCUUGAAAAUUGGUGAUACAGACCUAGCUGGAAUGAGCAGUGAGCAGGUGGCACAAGUUCUCAGGCAGUGUGGAAAUAGAGUGAAAUUGGUAAUUGCAAGAGGUCCUGUUGAGGAACCCCUUCUACCCGCAGUUCCUCCAGGAACACCAGUACCCACCUCUACACCAGAGAAACAGGAUGAUGCUUCUGUUGAUAGCUGUGAGGAUGGGGAGAAAUUCAAUGUUGAACUCACUAAAAACAACCAGGGUUUAGGAAUAACUAUUGCUGGUUACAUUGGGGACAAGACAUCAGAACCUUCUGGUAUCUUUGUGAAAAGCAUUACAAAAGGUAGUGCUGUUGAACAUGAUGGCAGAAUCCAUGUUGGAGAUCAAAUUAUAGCUGUGGAUGGAACAAAUCUUCAGGGUUUUACUAACCAGCAAGCAGUUGAUGUUUUGCGGCACACGGGACAAACGGUUCGGCUCACUUUGAUCAGAAGAGGUCUUAAACAGGAAAAUCGUAUUCCACCCCAGGAAGACUUCAGUGCUCCUGUUGAGCAGGACUUAUUAUUCCAAACAAGGGAUAGUACCACAGCCAAAGAUAACAAUGAAACAGAACAGGGAUCCCCAUCACUGCCAUGCAGUGCCAGUGUGGUAAAUAUGGGAACUGACGUGAAACAACAGGAAACAGAUUUCCAGCUAACUAGUACAGAAGAAGCAGCUGCAAAGAUAAAAUGGCAGAGGAUUAUGGGUUCGAAUUAUGAAAUAGUGGUGGCUGUGGUUAAUAAAUUUAGUGAAAGCAGUGGGUUAGGGAUAAGCCUUGAAGCUACAGUGGGUCAUCAUUUUAUCAGAUCUAUCUUACCUGAAGGGCCAGUCGGACGAAGUGGCAAGCUGUUCAGUGGAGAUGAACUGCUAGAAGUGAAUGACAUCUCUCUGCUUGGAGAAAACCACAAGGAUGUGGUCAGUAUCUUGAAAGAGCUGCCUAUUAAGGUGACAAUGGUGUGCUGUCGUCCAGUAGCUCCACCUGUUACUCAACCAGAAAUACUAGAGAGUCUAAGCCUGUCUGAAGUUCAGCUCACAGAAAAGGGUCACAUAGAGCUUGGAUUUGUCGGCUCCUCAAACACAGAGGGAACAACUUUGGAAACAGCUGAUAACGGUCAGAGUAUGGAAGAGGUGCAAAGCUCGUCUCUGGCAAUGUGGGAAACAGAAAUACAGCACAUUGAGCUGGAGAAAGGGAGUAUGGGGCUUGGAUUUAGCAUAUUGGACUAUCAGGAUCCUGUUGAUCCAGCAAACACUGUAAUUGUAAUUCGCUCAUUAGUUCCCGGGGGUGUGGCUGAGCAAGAUGGCAGACUUCUUCCUGGAGAUCGGCUUAUGUUUGUCAACGAUAUCAACUUGGAAAAUGGCAGCCUGGAGGAAGCGGUGCAAGCACUGAAAGGAGCCCCGACAGGAACAGUUAAAAUAGGAGUUGCCAAACCAUUGCCUGUGGACUCUGGCGAGGCAGAUCUAGCGGAUGAGUCCACCUUAGAAUCACAGUAUUCUCUGGAGAGAGACGUCUUCCAGGACUCAGUGGCAGCUCUGCAUGACAGUGCCUGUAGCGGUGAGGUGAACGACAGCUUCUCUCUUCCAUUAUCAACUCCCAAGUCUGUUGGAGAGGAAUGCCCAAAUGCUGCAGGUGAUUUCCAUGUAUCUGAGAAGAAUCUGUACAACAUGAAUCUGAAUCAGAGACUGAGAGAUGAAAAAUCUGUAGUGGACAGUAGCCUGGAAACUGCAAGUGAUUUUACUAAAAUAGAUCUUCUGACUCUGGAAGUUUCAGAUAUCAACGAGAAUGAAAGUGAAAAUACAGCAACAUGGGCAACAUCUCAGACAGCAUCAGAAGUUGUGCUAAAUACAAGCCUUGCUACUACCACACAGCUUGAUCCCAAUGAAAAAGAUCAAUUGCUUUUAAUGGAAAAGAGAUGCCCAGUGUCUUUGGAGGGAAAUUCCACACCCCAAAAUUCAGUCAAAAACAUGUAUGAGAAGACUAUCACUAUUGCAAAAGGCAAUUCAAGCCUAGGGAUGACAGUAAGUUCCAAUAAAGAUGGUUUGGGAAUGAUAGUUCGCAGUAUCAUCCAUGGAGGCUCAAUAAGUCGUGAUGGACGGAUUGGUGUUGGGGACUGCAUCCUGUCCAUUAAUGAAGAGUCAACCACUAACUUAACCAAUGCACAAGCCCGGGCUAUGCUGAGACGACAUUCACUCAUUGGACCAGACAUAAAUAUUACAUAUGUGCCAGCAGAAAAUUUAGACGAGUACAGGGCCAGUCUGGGACAACAGACAGAGGGAACAGUGCCACUUGAACUUUUUCCUUCACAUAUUGUGAGGGAACUUCCAGAGCUUCCAGAACGUGAAGAGGGGGAGGGAGAAGAAAGCGAACUUCAAAAUGCAGCUUUAAGUAACUGGAACCAGCCCAGAAAGGUUGAACUCUGGAGAGAGCCUAGCAAGUCACUGGGCAUCAGCAUUGUUGGAGGACGAGGGAUGGGAAGCCGCCUGAGCAAUGGAGAAGUGAUGAGAGGGAUUUUUAUCAAACACAUCCUGGAAGACAGCCCAGCUGGCAAAAAUGGAACACUGAAAACUGGAGAUCGGAUUGUAGAGGUGGAUGGAAUUGACCUCAGAGAUGCCAGCCACGAACAAGCUGUGGAAGCCAUACGGAAGGCAGGCAAUCCUGUAGUCUUUAUGGUACAGAGCAUUAUAAGCAGACCAAGGCCAGAGUCUCUUUAUAGCCCUUCUUCAGCUUCUGCUCCCUGUGGGCAGAAAACUACUAACCCAUUUUAUCGUCAGUCAUCUAAGAACCCUUCCCUGCCUUUUCUGCAGAACAGUGUUUUCAGUAGGCCAGCUGUCUUCAGCAGCACUAACCCAUUUGCUGAUUCUUCUCAGUUCAACACUGCUAAGGAGGUAUCGAAUCCAAUUAGGGUUACCUUCCGUUGUUCCCCAACUAACCCUUUUGCUCCCACACCAUUCAAGGCAUUUGGUCAGUCUGAUAUGGAGCCAGAAAAGACUUCGCUUUGUAACUUGCCUCUGCCCCCUCCUUCACCAUUUUCAGGAAUGAGCUCUGAUGUUGCACAGUCAUCUUCUAUCAGGGUCCCAGAAGAUGUGGAGAAGGAGGAUGAGUACGGUUACAGCUGGAAAAAGAUCAUGCAGCGCUAUGGAAAUCUACCAGGGGAACUACACAUGAUUGAGCUGGAAAAAGGAAAGACAGGUCUGGGAAUUAGUCUUGCUGGUAACAAAGACCGAUCCAGGAUGAGUGUCUUUAUAGUGGGAAUUGAUCCAAAUGGAGCAGCUGGAAAAGAUGGGAGGUUGCAGAUUGCAGAUGAGUUGCUAGAGAUAAAUGGCCAAAUCCUUUAUGGAAGGACUCAUCAGAACGCUUCUUCAAUAAUCAAAUGCGCACCAUCUAAAGUUAAAGUAAUCUUCAUCAGAAACAAGGAUGCAGUAAAUCAGAUGGCUGUUUGCCCUGCAAAGUCAGUAGAGGCUUCACAGUGUACUUCAGGAACACUUCAACAUCAAGAGAUUGACAUCAGUGUUGCAAAUCCAAGUGCAUUUUCUGACUUAAGUUCAUGUAAAAACAUUCAGUACGUGGAACUUCCUAAGGAUCAAGGAGGCUUUGGAAUUGCCAUUAGUGAAGAAGACACAACUAAUGGAGUAGUUAUUAAAAGCUUAACAGAUCACGGUGCGGCUGCAAAGGAUGGACGUAUCAAAGUUGGAGAUGUGAUUCUGGCAGUUGAUGAUGAAAUUGUUGUGGGAUAUCCUGUAGAAAAGUUUAUUAGUCUCCUGAAGACAUCCAAAUCUGUGGUGAGGCUUACAAUCAACCCAACAGAGACAGAUAACCUGACUACAGCACCAGCCCUUCCCAGCACUGUCCCAGCAGAGAAGAGGAAUAUGCAACCACCAGCAGCUGUCCCAACUUCCAGCUCACCAGAACCAGAAGCAGUCAAAAACACAAGCAGGUCUUCAACUCCAGCCAUGUUAAUCUCUGACCCAGCUACUUGUCCCAUCAUUCCUGGAUGUGAAACAACCAUUGAUAUCUCCAAAGGAAGGACUGGUCUUGGGCUGAGCAUUGUUGGAGGAGCGGACACUUUGCUGGGAGCAAUCAUUAUCCAUGAGGUAUAUGAAGAAGGAGCAGCAUCUAAAGAUGGACGACUGUGGGCUGGUGAUCAGAUACUAGAGGUGAAUGGAAUUGACCUCAGGAAUGCCACACAUGAUGAGGCCAUUAAUGUCCUCCGUCAGACACCCCAAAAAGUUCGCCUGACUGUGUACAGAGAUGAAGCCCAGUACAAGGAGGAAGACAUGUAUGAUGUGCUGAAUAUAGAGCUCCAGAAGAAGCCUGGUAAAGGCCUUGGGCUGAGUAUUGUUGGGAAGAGAAAUGACACAGGUGUGUUUGUGUCAGACAUCGUCAAAGGAGGAAUAGCAGAUACAGAUGGGAGAUUGAUGCAAGGAGACCAGAUAUUGACAGUGAAUGGAGAAGAUGUCCGAAAUGCUAACCAGGAGGCUGUUGCAGCUUUGCUAAAGUGUUCCUUAGGUACAGUAAGACUAGAGGUUGGAAGAAUAAAAGCUGGGCCAUUUCACUCUGAAAGGAGAACAUCCCAGAGCAGCCAGGUCAGUGAAGGAAGUGGAAGUCUCUCAUCAUUCAGUUUCCCAGUGUCUGGGUCUGGUGCACCUGAGGUCUUUGAAAGUGGCCUAAAGAGGCAUACCACAGCUUCUGAAAUACAGGGACUAAGAACAGUUGAAAUAAAAAAGAACCCUACAGAUUCACUAGGCGUGAGCAUUGCUGGAGGUGUAGGAAGUCCUCUUGGAGAUGUUCCCAUAUUUAUUGCCAUGAUGCACCCGAAUGGAGUUGCAGCUCAGACUCAGAAAUUAAGAGUUGGGGACAGGAUUGUUAGCAUCUGUGGAACAUCUACUGAGGGCAUGACUCAUUCCCAAGCUGUUAAUAUCUUAAAAAAUGCUUCAGGCACUAUUGAGUUGCAGGUUGUAGCUGGAGGAGAAGUGAGUGUCAUAACUGGUCAGCAGCAGGAUCCACCUACUCCCGGUCUUUCGUUUUCAGGACUAACUUCAACUGGCAUUUUUCAGGAUGAUUUAGGACCUCCUCAGUACAAGACCAUUACUCUGGACAGAGGACCAGAUGGCCUUGGCUUCAGUAUUGUGGGUGGCUAUGGCAGUCCCCAUGGAGACUUACCCAUUUAUGUGAAGACAGUGUUUGCAAAGGGUGCAGCAGCAGAAGAUGGACGCCUCAAGAGGGGGGAUCAAAUCAUUGCUGUGAAUGGGCAGAGUUUAGAAGGGGUGACCCAUGAGGAAGCAGUUGCUAUUCUGAAAAGGACAAAAGGAACAGUCACUUUGACUGUGUUGUCAUGAACUGGCUGCCUGACAGGCUAGGGUCAAUAAGACAAUAUUGUUUACUUUCCACAUAGUAAAGAGAAUGGAAAUGUUUGAGUAGUCUUCUUACUCUUUCAGCUUCACAGGACUGUGUUACAACACUGAAGAAAAAUAACAUUUAACCAUAUUUUUGUAUACAUUAGAAGUACUUCUCUUCCUGUCAAACCACUGGAAUGAAAUUAUGUUCACAAUGGAAACACAGGGAUAUUUUUCCUAUUAGUAAUUCACCACGAAAAAAAUGUUGCCAUUAAUAACCACACAAGAAAGUUGAAAAGCAGAGGCUGUAUAUUUGAAUAAUGUUGGAAAAAUGAUAAAUUCACCAAGUCAGCAUGGAGGUUGCAGGUGUAGCAGUAGCCAGAAAACAGGAACAAGGUUAUUGAAGAAAGAAAAUAUUACUAAAUCAGAGAUUUGGGAGAUAAGGGGAAAUGUAUGUAAUCUGGAGACAGAUGGUUAAUAGACUAGAUGGUUCUUUGGAACUAGACAAUUUUUGAGAUUCCUUUCAACCCAGACUGUCCAAUGACCAUAUUAUUUCACAAUGCUCAAUAGGAGAAACUAGUUUGGUGACCUGGGUGGAUUUUUUUGCUUGCCUUUUUGUGUGUUUAAAUUUUUCUAAGUCGUGGUGUAUCUGAAAAAAAAAAAAAAGAACACUGUGUUUCACUUGGCUUAGGUUUGAGGGUUUCAUUAUUUUGGUGUCAGGGAGGUGUGGUGGUGGUGGUGGUGAUGGUUUUGUUUUUUGUUUCUUUGUUUUGUUUGUGGGUUUUGUGGGACUUGUGCUCAGGGCUGAAAAAUCCAUUACUAGUGGAAACUUCCUGGUGAUUGAGAAUGCCCAGCAACUGCAGUAUUAGAAGAACUAUAUUUUUAAAGUAGGAAUAUUUUAUAGUCCUUAUGGGUGAAAACAAAUUUUCUAAUAUGAAGUUUUUUGUCUGUAAGCAAAGGUUGUCCUCUUCCAACAUGCUACACCACGUACAGGGUCAGUGCAGACAUUUCUGCAAGCUGUUUGCUUCAGAGCCUUGAACAAACCUCUCAGAGCAGCUCUGCUUAGCUGCCAGCAGAUGUCUAGAUAUUGCCAGUGUGGAAGGAGUUGACAUUAAUGGUGUUGCUGCCAUUAUCACUAGCAGCAAAGGUAGAGUCCUCCUUGAACUGAGGAGGCAUACAGCCAGGAGUGAUGGGUUGAGGUUGGGUAAAGACCUGAAAAUGCCUCACAGUGGAGGUGAGUUGUAAGACAGUAGUGAGGGUUUGCAUCAGUAAUAAGCAGAAGAGGAGCUUUGACAGCUACAACUAUUAUUUUGGGGAUAUUAAUUUUAGAGGCACAGAUAAAAGCAUCUAGUAAGUAUAGUGCAACUGUGGAGCUUUCUUUGAUCAGCAGCAUGGUCAAUAAAUGCAUCACUUUCUCAUUACUUAAACUUUAUCUAAAAACUGCACUCAAUGAAACACUUAGCUGAUUGUAACCUGCCUGCCCUUGCCUGCCAUGCUCUUAGGAAGCUGGCAGAUAAAGCAUGCUUCUCCCAUGAUUUAUUUUCCUGCAGAAAAAUUUAGCUGAGUCUUUUGAGAGAGGAAGAUACCAGUCAAACUAGUAUGCUAUUUAGCUGGAGGAUGCUUUGUGUUAAUUAACAAAAAUGGAAUUUUAGCAAGAAGGCCAUUAUUUCAACUAUCACUUACGAGAAAUAUGAACUGAAAAUGCAGGCAAUGGUCAGGCCAUUAUUAGGGGAUAAUACAAAAGACUAGCAUUCAUUUUAGUGGGUCACAAAAGCAGUAUUAGGAGUGUCUGUCAAAUAGUGUUAACAAAUUGAUAGCUAUGUGUAAGUGAAUUAACAAAAAAAACCCUGCUCUUUGUCUUUUUAACUAUUCUAGAAGUUAUAUUGUGGUAGGCUAAGAUGCAAUAAACUAGAUGGUGCCAUUGCUGGAUGCUGCUGUUAUUGAAUUGCUUUUGUACUUAUUCCUUGCAUAGAGUGAGAAAUGCCUACAUUAGAGUAUGUAAAGUCACUUUAAAUAGUAUCUAUAUUUGUAACAGAAGUAGUGUACAGCUAUUUUGUUACUGCUCUUGUGUCACAAUGGGGGAUUUAAAUUAAUAAAUUUCAAACUGUCAUGAUGAA
Molecule: messenger RNA, 8384 nt
Organism: Agelaius phoeniceus (red-winged blackbird)
Lineage: Eukaryota; Metazoa; Chordata; Aves; Passeriformes; Icteridae
Source: RefSeq, a predicted model, not a curated record